AUGGCUAAUGCUUCGCGACAACGCCACUACAGACACCACAGAGGAUCGGGACAACCACGGAGGACAGACGGCGAAGAUAAUUCUGCGCGGGCGCCAGGCCCAAGGCAGAAGGAGUCUGUCCCUCCAGUACUUGGUGACUGCUUAUUGUCGCAGGGCAGGCAGGAGCUUCGAGAGGACCUUGUCAAGCUUCUCGACCGAGCAAAAGGAGGGCGUGCUGACCUUGCAAAGGAUGCUGCAGUCUCGCAAGAGUUCUCCAAGUCUGCCCAGGAGAAGCUGGCCCUUGCCUGCAUAGGAAUGUCAAGUAGUACACAGGAAGAUGUCGAAUUGAUGUCCAAAGUUGUCUUCGCACUCUUCAACAAUGAACUGGUCAAGUCAUUUGAUCCGCAACCCAAGGCUACCCCCAAUUCGAAUCUUGGUAUCCCUAAUACUACCAGUACUCAAGCGGAGACUAUUCAACGCAGCCAAGUGGACAUCCUCCGAGCAUUGAGUGCGGUAUUGUUCGAGAAUGGUGCGAUGGUCAAUGAUGCAUUCCCAGACCUUAUUGACAUCCUACUCGGAGCAUGUUCAAGUCCGAGGGGACAGGAGCAGUCUGAACUGCGGCGUAUGGCACUGAACUGUCUAGCAAACUUGGUGCACAAGACAGGAUCGUUAUAUUCGACUUACCACAACCGGAUCUACGAUCUCCUACUAUCGAACCUGACGACUACAUCAUAUUAUGAAGUGGGCACGAUGGUCAGCCUCUCGAGCACCGUACGACGGAAAGAUCGCGCUUCAGAACGCAAGGAAGACAAGGCACUUUCGACGCGUUCUAUGCCGCCACUCGUAGAUGUCAUUUGUCGAUUCAUGUUCUUCACAUCCGACACAACUGGACACCUUGCAGCAACACCCUCGUCAAGUGCAUUCAGCAUUGGAGUCAUCAAGCGCUCCUCUUACGCCACUCCAACAAGCUCCAUUGCAACCUCAACCUCUACAGGACCUUUGAGCGGCCUGCCACAUGUUUCAGAUAUCUAUGGCGAUCCAUCACUGUCAAUUCGUCGCAGUAUACAAUCUUCGGACUCGGAAUACUCGGACUCAGAGUCGGGAGUCCACCAGGCGCAGAGGAUGCAACAUGAUGGCAAGGUCCGCCUGAACGCCUUGCUCUGCCUGCAGGCUAUAGCAAGGGCUGUUCCAAAGCAACUGCAACCGCACUGGCCAAAGUUCUUGACAACCUCUGCAUCUUCACCUACUGCCCUCGCAACAUACAAGACGCCUUCAUUGUUGAGUUUGAUGGGGUCGGACCCUAUACCCACUGUGCGCACAGCAGCGUGCAUCGUUCUUGGCAACAUCCUGGAGAGCUCGAAGCAAUAUUUGGCCAUGGCUGAGGAGAAGUCGCAACUGUCAGGAAUGAAGUCGCAUGCCGGUAUCCUAACGCUGUCGGAGAAGGUCGGAUUAAUGACAAGGGAGUUGCACGUUGGAGUCGCGGCCGCCAUGAACAACGUCGACAGCACCAUAGAGCCAACAGUCGUUAUCCAGAUGAUCAAGUGUGCCACCUCGGUUGUCGCGAACUGCACAUACGAGAAGAUGAGACGCGGACUAGCCCUUACGAUAUUCAGCUCUAUCAGGCGAUUCUUGGACUCUGACGAACCAGGGCUUCAAGCAGCGACACUCUUGUUUAUGACGGCGCUCCUGAGCAAUACUAUUGCUCAGACCGACUUACGGGAGACGAUUCUUUUACCAUCUCAAAAUGAGACUACUGCGCCCAAUCUUUUGUCGCAACUUAUGGACCUGAUCUACGGCGUAGACAUCCCUAUACCUGUCCGUGUGGAAGCAUGGAACACUUUGAGUGCUAUCGCGCGACAUCACUUUGUGGUGAUCCAGUCUUCAUGGCCGAGAUUUGAUACGGCGCUGGCAAUUGAACAGGAUGCCGACGACUCUCGCGUUCGAACCGCUGGAUUGCUGUUUCUAGGAGAGUUUGCCAAGUCAGGGUCCGGUGCUUCCUCUCCUUCGACAUCCGAUUGGUGGAAAGAUACCUUGGAGCGGCACAUCCUCAACUUGUUCUCAGAGGAUAGUCCAUCAUUCAAGGCUUUAGGGUGCGACUGCAUCUCUCAUAUCUCGGCCGAUGCAUUCAACGGCCUGCCUAAUCGGCUCGAAGUCCUUAUUAUGUCGUUGAUUCUCGGGACGGCCAUGGAUGAGAACGCAACUGCCAGAGCAGCGGCGUGUCGUGCGAUCGGUGUGUUCAUUUUGUUCCCAUCUCUCCGAGAAGACUGUACUCUGAUCGUCGAUAUGGCAAACACAGUACUUGACUUGUGUGGGGAUCCUAAUCUCAAUGUGAGGGUCCGAGCAAGCUGGGCAGUAGGUAACCUCAGUGACUCACUAGUGCUUCUAAAGUCAAACGGACAGGAUGCUGUUCUGGAGGAGGCUCUGACACUCUCGCUCUGGACCAAAAUCAUGAGAACUGCCUUGGCUGUUUGUCAGGACAACGAGAAGCUCAAGUCGAAUGGUAUUCGUGCAGUUGGAGGACUUCUCCGAGUGACUUUCGAGGGCAUUCUUGAGCGCGAGAGGCAUAGUUUGGUGAAGGAGGCCGUUUACGCGCUGAUAAAGCAUAUGGAGCAGGGUUCGUUGAAGGGUCGUUGGAAUGCUUGUUAUGCUAUGCAAAAUGCUUUGUUGAAUCCUGACUUUCCCAUUGGAUCGACUGCCGGGACGAGCUAUGCGCUGGAUUCAGACAUGGUCUCUUGGACAAAGGACGUCUACUGUGCGCUUCUACAAGCCAUCCAACAGAGCAAGAACUUCAAGGUCCGGAUCAAUGCAUGCGCUGCUCUUACAGUCCCCAAGACGCGAGCCAAGUUUGGCGACCAGGCACUUUUCCGCAACAUUGUUCAAGUCCUGAUGAAUGCAGUACAGAACCUGGACAAUGAGCAAGGCCAGCACGAGUUUGGCGAGUUCCAGUACCGAGGUCAACUCGAGACAAAGCUACUUCGGUGCCUAGAUCACCUACUUCAAGUCUCGGGCGGACUAUCCAAACUGGGACUGGAGCUCGAUCCGACUUUGCGUCAGAGGAUCUUGGCAAGUCGGCCUGUUGUGGCUCCUCCCAUCGAUUCGAUACAACAGUUGACUAAUAAGGUUGAGACUUUGGUUGUGUAG
Messenger RNA from Linnemannia hyalina, 3120 nucleotides. The record is from the annotation of a GenBank genome assembly. NCBI's taxonomy places the organism in Eukaryota, Fungi, Mortierellomycota, Mortierellomycetes, Mortierellales, Mortierellaceae.